AGCCACUCGCUGAAGAAAGAGGCGCCAAGCCUAGGGAGGAAGGCUACCGACAAAGCGAUAACAUUCCUGGGCAAGAACUUGUACUUCAGGAAAAAUCGAAGAAACACGGAGAAAAGCUCCUGCCUGAGGAACCGUUCUUUCAAGGUGCCGAUAUGUCUGGAGCCUUUUCCCCUGAUGUACCUGAUCACGUGGUCACAGAGGGGGCCAGACUGCCUGAGCUUAAAGAAGACGAAAAAGAAGUCGGACAAGGGCAUGUGCAGGCCACUUUGGUUUCCAAGAAACCUCGGCAGAGUGUACAAGAAAUGCUCCUGCAAAAUAUGGCCCUGCCUAUUUCUCCUACCAACGAAGAUCUACUAAGCGACAUGUGCAUCCGGGUGUGUCCAGCACCGAAUCCUUCAGGCUCCCAAACAACAUUGAUGGAACAAGGCCAAGAAGUUGCUGGCACAGGGCUCGGGGUUGGACAAGCUUCGGGCGAGGGAAUGCAAGGACAGCAAGGACUGCAGGAACUUGGCGAACCGAAGCCGAAGGAGUCGCUCACAGCGGGUCGUGCAAGAGAACAGCCUGGUCAGGCAUCACCAAAACUGGCAUCCAGUGCAAAAAGUAUAACAGCGGCGUCUUCAAAGCCACAUCGAUCUAAACAUUCCAAGCACAGACACGCUGCGGACAAAAAUCCAGAUCAGCGCCGCAAGCAAGUGCUAUAUAAGCCCUCAGGGGGUUUAGUUCCGGCCAACAUUGACGCACCGCAUACAAGUGUGCCACCAAAGACUGAGAAUCUUCGAGUUGAAGGUGCGGCCGACUCGACCAGUGCAGCUCAAGAACAUAUUCCAGAGCCUAUGGAAGCUCAGCGAAGGAGAGUCGGACAAGCAAACGAAACGCCCUCCAAGAGGUCUUCUAAGUCGAUGGAGUCCGCUAGGAGAGCGUCGACAACCCACAUACUAGCUUCACACGUAGAGGAGAAACCACAAGGGAGAACUGUCAUCGGGACGGAAGUGCCACGUGCAAUUUCCAGUGGUCAAGAAGUGCAUCCGGCAAGAGUUGCUUUGACUGCAAAUGCUAAAGCAGAAAAGGAAGCCAAGCAGAAGCACAAGAACAAGGAGAAAAAGCAGAAGAAGGGGAAGAGUCGAGGCGUUCCUCCGUCUUAGUCCCGCACAUCCCCCGCAGGGCCCCAGUGCGCACUCGAAUCCGCCGAAAAAGGCCCCCACUUUUGUGGCCGUGGUACUCUGAAUGACCCGUGAGGUAGUGGGGUCAAGCAGUAUAAGAUCCCGAGAACAGACCUGAUUCUCUCGUGUGCCAUGCCCAAUGAUCUGAUGCCUCA
Messenger RNA from Dermacentor andersoni, 1315 nucleotides. RefSeq lists its product as uncharacterized. Lineage: Eukaryota; Metazoa; Arthropoda; Arachnida; Ixodida; Ixodidae. The record is from RefSeq and is a predicted model, not a curated record.